Filobasidium floriforme is the source of this 1744-nucleotide messenger RNA. RefSeq lists its product as uncharacterized. The record is from RefSeq and is a predicted model, not a curated record. NCBI's taxonomy places the organism in Eukaryota, Fungi, Basidiomycota, Tremellomycetes, Filobasidiales, Filobasidiaceae. The coding region runs from base 1 to 1482 and encodes 493 amino acids. The transcript has 3 exons.
AUGUCACACCCACGUCUUCUCUCCCAGCCCGCUCAUCCUCGACCCAAGAAGCUCGUCAUCUGCUGUGACGGAACCUGGCAAUCGUCUACCAGCCUAGAUCCGGAACAUGGGACGCCGUCGAACGUAGCUAGGCUCUCCAGGAUCAUCGCGAACGCUGGAAAUACGGAUGGAGUCGAUUGGCAGCAGGUCGUCUAUUACGAUGCGGGAGGACUCUUGGAGAACGUCAUCGAAGCCUACAACUUUAUCGUAAACAACUAUUCCCCUGGUGAUCAACUCUUCUUCUUCGGCUUUUCUCGCGGAGCGUUCACAGUCCGUUCUGCAGCGGGAUUGGUGACCGAGCUCGGCGUGAUCAGGCCGUCUUCGUUUGAUCGGUUCUUAGCUCUGUACGCAAAGUACAUCGAAGCGGGCGAGUUUGGGGAGAUUUUCAGCAAGACGCAGCCCUGGAAGGCCUUCGUCGAGGAGAAGCAAACGAGUGGGAAUGGAAGGGGACAUGCGGUCGAGCAGGGGAAGGAUGUGGUCGUGCAAGUGAUCGGAGUGUGGGACACGGUAGGAGCGAUGGGGAUCCCGGAUAUAGGACAUAUCAUCAAGAUGGACAAUUCGUUCUGGAGGAAACAGUACGAGUUCCAUGAUACCGACCUCAAUCCUAGCGUUCAGCACGCCUUUCAAGCCUUGGCAUUGGACGAACAACGAGCAUCCUUCGCCCCCUCCAUCUGGCACCUCGCUCCUACGAACCAAACGACCGAACUCGUUCAAGCUUGGUUCCCCGGCGCGCACAGUAACGUGGGAGGAGGUUCGUCCGCGAGGGACGCCGAGGGGAAGUUGGGGACGUACGAGCAGCUGAGCUACAUAUCUUAUGUGUGGAUGUUGGAUCGGGUCAGGCCGUACUUGGCUUUAGACUCGGACGAGUUGGAGGCACAGAAAGAGGUCAUCGGAGGAGUCAUCCAGUGUGCUCCGGACGAGCUUGCCGAGAAGGAUACCAGGGACCCGGCUACCAAGGGAUGGAUCGGAGCGGGAUUAGAGUUCUUGAAAGGACGGGCUUCGUCGAUGAGGGACAUGGUCUACGGUUACGCAGGAGGUACGAUCGUCGACAGCCAUACUUUCGGGUACGACCUGCUCGCCUUUCCUAAACCUCGAGAACCUCUGGAUUUGACGGCCCAGGAGAAGGAGAAGGGAGUCCGGACGGGCGAGGUCGUCCAUCCUAGCGUUUGGUUUAGGCAGGAAUCGCAGCGUCGGGACGGGCAGGUGGAAGAGGAAGAUAUUUAUCAGCCGAUCGCGAUGAAGAAGUGGACGAGGGAGACUGAUGGUGAAACCGGGAAGUCCCGAUGGACCAAGAGGGACAAUGAAGGGAGGAUCGUCAAGUCCAUGCCAGAGUUUGAGAUCGGGAGGAUGCCGGCUCACGAUAGCUUGGAGAGGUGGUUGAUCGAUAGGUCUUGGUGCGAUACCGUUCACGAGCGGGUCAAGAACGAGUGGAAGAGUUCGUAAGGGGUUGAGUCGAGGAGGGCAAGGGAUCGUAAGCAGGACGUUGGGAUACAGUGUUCUAGUGAUGUAUGCCUCCAUUUCGGGUAAUGUCCUUGCUUUGUGACUCGGCUGAGAGCAUGUCGAGGGCGGGAAUUGAUUGAGGAAGACGAGGCGAACGGGUACCGAUUACGGAGAGUGAGAUGAGGCGAGCAUGAAGUUAGCAAAAAAAAAAAAAACAGAAACCAACAGACAAAUUCUUGGAGCCAUGCGCAACAUACCUAUCCUG